AUGCUAGUUAAUGUCCCCGGCGCACUUGACAAUGCCUGUCUCCUCCGUCUAUGUCCCGUCGCUCUAGAACUAUUCCAAUCGUUGUCCCAGCACUUCCGGGCUUCAACAUUCGACCGCAUUGCUAUCACUGUUGCCGGCCCAAGAAUACCCAUCAACCAAAACCGCAAGAACUAUCCGUUGACUUUGAGAGUCUACAUGGCUAUUACUAACUCGAAAAAUCCGUUACUGCUGCCCAAUCUAUCUAUUACUACUCAUCCAACUACCCAUAUCUCUUCAUAUCUACAACUCCCUGCGCUAUCGAUGUACUCCGGUUACAGCGCGAACCAGUCUUUGACCAACAUCCCUUUUAUAGCUGAUGGCGGAUCCAAUCACAGUGCGCGAUUCCCAGACCUCUCGAGCCCUCCUGUCACAAAUCAGCAGCAGCAACAGUAUGGUGGCUAG
Molecule: messenger RNA, 441 nt
Organism: Psilocybe cubensis
Lineage: Eukaryota; Fungi; Basidiomycota; Agaricomycetes; Agaricales; Agrocybaceae
Exons: 4
Coding region: 1-441 (146 amino acids)
Source: RefSeq, a predicted model, not a curated record